AUGUGGACCCGAAGGUGGUGCAAGAUAGGAUGGGAUGAGCUGGGGCACACGGCCAUUCUCUUCUGCUAUCACACGGAGGACACGACGACAGAAAAGAGCACGGCUAUCUCGUUGGAGAGAGUUGAGAUCAACGCGCUGCUUACCGACGACGAUCUCUUGGCGAAAGGAGGACCAGCGUAUGCCAUAGGAGCAUGGAUGUUGACUGAUUCUGCUACCUCUUCUUGCAUGCCUCUCAGCAUCGAUACCCGCCAUGUGUUUUACGCGGAGUCGAAUGAGGAGCGCGAAGCUUGGAUACGAGAUUUGCAAUGGGUGGCUGUGCAUAGCAACAUAGACAACGGGUACAUCAUCGAAAGGGACGAGCAGAGGGCUAUGCUCGGAUCCGGUUCGUUUUCCACCGUCUGGAAAGGCAUCGAUCGAAACACGGGGAAGGCAUGGGCGCUCAAAGAAAUCAACAAGGACGGGCUGAAUGCCAAGGGGCAGGAGGACAUCAGGGAGGAGAUCGAGAUACAGCGAAGGGUUGGAGAACAUCCAAACAUCGUCUUCAUGCGCGAGUUUGUCGAGACGCACAGCCACCUCUACAUCGUCCUCGAACUCCUGCCAGGUGGGGCUCUGCUGGAUUGUAUCAUCGACUCUCAGAAAGGGCACUUCUCGGAACGAGAUGCUCUCGGUAUCAUGUCGCAACUCAUGCAGGCUCUGGAAUACAUUCACUCUCUUAAGAUUGUUCAUCGGUGA
This is a messenger RNA of Guillardia theta CCMP2712, 732 nucleotides long. RefSeq lists its product as hypothetical. The record is from RefSeq and is a predicted model, not a curated record. Gene Ontology annotation, cellular component: cytoplasm; autophagosome. Gene Ontology annotation, biological process: peptidyl-serine phosphorylation; protein autophosphorylation; autophagy. Gene Ontology annotation, molecular function: ATP binding; protein serine/threonine kinase activity. The coding region runs from base 1 to 732 and encodes 243 amino acids. NCBI's taxonomy places the organism in Eukaryota, Cryptophyceae, Pyrenomonadales, Geminigeraceae. The transcript is spliced from 11 exons.